GCCCCAUGUCCCCAACCUCGCCUUCUCUGGAGCUCCACUGUAGGUGCUGGACGCCAAAGUACCAGGCCUGGGAGGUGUUCAACAGCGCUAAGAAACUACCUUGCUGGCCCUACGGAGGCGUGUGUGGUUCUCAAAAACUGGCAUUCUGAUGGGGGAGUUCGUGUGUUAAAGUUAACAGUGAUUUAGUUUGUUUGGUGCAAAGAACAGACCAAGCCCGAGUCGUAUAAAAGAUUGAGAAAUUCCACAGUCUACUAAUGCAACUUCUGGGAACCAAGGAACGCUGCACUGUUGCCAUGGAAACGGACAGAAGGGUUUGAAAUGAAGAUCCUCAAGUUCUUAGGAAGUAAAUAUCUUUUGAAACUGAAAAAGUGUUGUGAAAGAGAAUACUUCAUGUAACUAAGUGGACUCUUCAGAAGCCGGGAGGUAUAUAGAAGUAAAAGAAUGAACCCAAACCUGAUUAUGGAUUUCAAAGAAAGAUUCCUCAAUACACAAAGGAAGAAAUAAACUGGUAGAAAACCCUCAGGAACAAUGUCUUUUUGCCACAAUAUAAUUAAUAUUUCCUGUGUGAAAAGCAGCAGGUCGAAUGAUGUCCGUGCUUCCCUGUAUAGUUUAAUGGUGCUCAUAAUUCUGACCACACUCAUUGGCAAUCUGAUAGUCAUUAUUUCCAUAUCACACUUCAAGCAACUUCAUACCCCAACUAAUUGGCUCAUUCAUUCCAUGGCCACUGUGGACUUUCUGCUGGGGUGCCUGGUCAUGCCCUAUAGCAUGGUCAGAUCUGUUGAGCAUGGCUGGUACUUUGGAGAAGUCUUCUGUAAAAUUCACACCAGCACUGACAUUAUGCUGAGCUCAGCAUCCAUUUUCCACUUGUCCUUCAUUUCCAUUGACCGCUACUAUGCUGUGUGUGAUCCAUUGAGAUACAAAGCCAAAAUCAGUAUCUUGGUUAUCUUUGUGAUGAUCUUCAUUAGUUGGAGUGUUCCUGCUCUUUUUGCAUUUGGAAUGAUUUUUCUGGAGCUAAACUUCAAAGGAGCUGAAGAGAUGUAUUAUAAAUACAUUCACUGCAUAGGGGGUUGCUCCGUCUUCUUUAGCAAAACAUCUGGGGUACUGGCCUUUAUGACUUCUUUCUAUAUACCUGGAUCUAUUAUGUUGUGUGUCUAUUCCAGAAUAUAUUUCAUAGCUCAGAGACAGGCAAAAUCAAUUCAUGAUGCAAAUCAGAAGUUUCAAAUUGGAUUGGAAGAAAAAAAUGGAAUGUUACAAAGCAAAGAAAGGAAAGCUGCAAAGACUUUAGGGAUUGUGAUGGGAGUUUUCUUAAUAUGCUGGUGUCCUUUCUUUGUCUGCAUGGUCAUGGAUCCUUUCCUGGACUAUAGCAUUCCACCCACAUUGAAUGAUGCAUUGAUUUGGUUUGGGUACUUGAACUCUACGUUCAAUCCAAUGGUUUAUGCUUUUUUCUAUCCUUGGUUCAGAAAAGCACUGAAGUUGAUUCUAUUUGGUAAAAUUUUCCAAAAAGAUUCGUGUAGGUAUAAACUAUUUUUAGAAUCACAUCCAUAGAAUUAUUAUAUUUACUGCUUACUGUUUUGCAAAACAGGUGGUGAUCAUAUUUAUGACCACAACAUAAUCAACCACAUGGACCAAUUGCAGGGUCUUUUAUCAGUUAUUUGAACCAAAGAACAAAUAAUAAGAUAGAAUUCUUACAUUUCCCUUCCUGUUUGAGAUGUAAUAGAUGUGAUCUUUGCCAUUCUUACUAUCCACACUGAGGCUUUGCAAGUCCACAAUUGGAGGCUCUACAUGAAAGAAUUUUCCAGGCCUUACAUGAACUGCUAUGAAAUUGCCAGAAGUACCUUACUCAUCUGUUCAGGGAAUGCAUUUGGGAAUGCAAAUUAGAAUGGCUUUGUCAUUCAUUUUCUUGACUAUAAAUGCUUUUUUGUAAAAUCAAAGAAAGUACACAUUAAAUGUUAUUGAAUAAUUGUUUAUGCAUGAUUUGCCAUUUUUCAUGAAUCCUUAUUAAUAUAUAUUCCAAUUUUUAAGUAUCUUAAUUCUCCUCUUUUUAUAAUAGGUUGUCUUGAUUUCAAAAAAGUUGCAAAAAAAAAUCAGAAAAAAAAUCAUACAGAAAUGAAAUGAAAAUAAAGAUAUCACUCAUAGCUUGUCUCCUGAAAGAACUAUAUCAUUUAAAAUUCUUAAAAAUGUAAUAUUUUGGUGACUCUAUAAUGUUACAUUGUAUGAAUCUACAAAGAUUUUUUUUUUUUUUUUUUUCCCAAAAUGCGGGGCUUGAACUCAUGGCCCUGAGAUCAAGGCCAGAGCUAAAAUCAAGAGUUAGUUUAUUUAACUGACUGAGCCAACCAGGCACCUCCAAAGAUUUUUUUUUAAACCAUUUCCCUAUUGUUGACCACUUUGAUUUCAAUUUUUUUUUUUUAAUGAUAGAAAUUAAACCAAAUUUCUGUCUGUUACUUGUUAUUGAAGGUUAUAAAAGUGUCUGGAAGGAUUUUACCAUAGUUCAAGGUUGUGCCUGGUAUGACAGGACUCAAAAUACAAGCUCUAUGAAGUAAAACAGAAUCACUUGUUGGACUCCAGGCUGCACCAAAAGAGAAGCAGCCAUCAGGGAUGAACAUGAGGUAUAAUCAGAAUAGACAUGCCAUACCUAUUAAGAUGGCAUAUACAAAAAGACAAAGAGGAACAAAUGGUGGUUUCAAGUAAGAUUCUUGAUUAUAAGCAUUGAUUUCCAAUUGUACUGCUUCUCAUACACACUUCAUGCAGUCUGUUGCAUGUUGAGUAGCCCUAGUGAUUUGGAUUUAUUUAUUUAAUAACAAUGACUUAGGUUCAUGAGAAGAUUAAGUUAAGGCAGCUAAUUUGAAAUGAAAUUAUAGAGCAAUUUCCUGCAUCCAAGUUUCUGUUCACAGACUGGAUGAUCUCUGAGGAUAUGUUAAAUCCUUCCAUUGCUCAUGGUCUGUUUCAGGACUGUGUAUAAUGUUUUAACUAUUGGACUAGAUUUUUGUUCUGGGACAUUUACUUUUUCAUUUAAUUUAAAGUAAGACAAAUUGUUGCUAAUUACUCCUCGUGUCAAAAACUACCUUGACUUUUUUUCACCCAUGAGAUCACUUUGUCAGAUUUUAAAAAAUGAACAAAAGGGGUGCCUGGGUGGCCCAGUUGGUUAAGCAUUUGACUUAGGCUCAA
Molecule: messenger RNA, 3165 nt
Organism: Lutra lutra (Eurasian river otter)
Lineage: Eukaryota; Metazoa; Chordata; Mammalia; Carnivora; Mustelidae
Gene: TAAR1
Product: trace amine associated receptor 1
Exons: 2
Coding region: 529-1545 (338 amino acids)
Biological process (GO): G protein-coupled receptor signaling pathway
Cellular component (GO): membrane
Molecular function (GO): trace-amine receptor activity
Source: RefSeq, a predicted model, not a curated record